GAAAAAGCCGUUGACGGCGACCCCUCGGCGCCGCGCUUCCAGGGCUGGAAGAAUGACCCUAUUACUGAAACAACCACCACCAUCAGCACAACAGCAUUUCAGCAUAGCAAGGUCCUCGGAUGUGGCUCUGUUGCCCAAGCUAUCCUCAGUCGAGGACAUUUUGGAGGAAUCGUCACUGUCAAUGUUGGAUUUGCAAUGGCAGUCGUAAUGGCCAUUUAUGUGACUGGAGGUGUCUCUGGGGGCCACAUCAACCCAGCUGUGUCUUUUGCAAUGUGUCUCUUUGGACGGAUGAAAUGGUUCAAAUUGCCUUUUUAUGUGGCAGCCCAGUUCUUGGGAGCCUUUGUAGGGUCCGCAAUCCUCUUUGGCAUUUACUAUGAUGGACUUAUGUCCUUUGCUGGUGGAAAACUGCUCAUCAUGGGAGAAAAUGCAACAGCACACAUUUUUGCAACAUACCCAGCUCCAUAUCUGUCUCUGACGAAUGCAUUUGCAGACCAAGUAGUGGCCACCAUGUUCCUCCUCAUGAUUGUCUUUGCCAUCUUUGACUCCAGAAACUUGGGAGUCCCCAAAGGCCUAGAGCCCAUUAUCAUCGGCCUCCUGAUUAUUGUCAUUUCUUCCUCUUUGGGACUGAACAGUGGCUGUGCCAUGAAUCCAGCUCGAGACCUGAGUCCCAGACUGUUUACUGCUUUGGCAGGAUGGGGGUUUGAGGUCUUCACAGCUGGAAAUAACUUCUGGUGGAUUCCUGUCGUGGCCCCUAUGAUUGGUGCUGCCAUUGGAGGCCUCGUCUAUGUUCUUAUCAUUGAAAUUCACCACCCAGACUCGGACCCAGACUUCGAGGCAGAAUCAACUGAUGACAAACCAGAGAAACAUGAACUCAGUGUGAUAAUGUAGCAGGGUGCUCAGUUCUAGGUUUACAGUGCGCUGAGCUGAUGUUCUCUUCAGGAAAGAUGGCCUGAGGUGUCUAUGUUUUCAUAAGACUGGGGUGGACCUGCCCAAAGUUCUCUGCUAGCCAUUUGGGACACCUGAUUGGAAAAGCAUCUGAAUGAAGUUUUGAAAACACUGACGU
This is a messenger RNA of Miniopterus natalensis, 1063 nucleotides long. RefSeq names its product aquaporin 9 (gene AQP9). NCBI's taxonomy places the organism in Eukaryota, Metazoa, Chordata, Mammalia, Chiroptera, Miniopteridae. Gene Ontology annotation, molecular function: urea transmembrane transporter activity; water channel activity; glycerol channel activity. Gene Ontology annotation, cellular component: plasma membrane; basolateral plasma membrane. The record is from RefSeq and is a predicted model, not a curated record. Gene Ontology annotation, biological process: glycerol transmembrane transport; water transport.